AUGGCUACUUUCAUUAUCCCAAUAACAAAGGAUCAAUACACCUCUAUAGCCAAAUUAUGCAUUCCUUUGAUUAUCAUUUCUCUCAUUGCUACCUUUAUCUUAUUUGUGAUAUUUAUCCUUAUACGAAUAUACUAUCCUAAUCUUGCUGAUCGAGUUUCAUUUCGUUUAACUUUUGCGGCUUUAUUCUGUGAUAUAGGUUAUUCUAGUCAUCUUUUUUUUGGAUUGUUUUAUGAUGGCACUCCCAAACUCUCUGAUUUUUCGUGUGCAUAUGCGACUUGGGCAAUCAUAUUUUUUGGUCUUUCUUCUCUAUUCUUUAUCGUUUGUAUAGUUUUGAACCUUCAUAUAGUAUUCGUAAACGAAUAUAGAAUUCGUUAUAAUUAUGAGAAAUAUUAUUUUAUAUUUUCAUUUUUUUCGGCCCUUUUAAUUUCUCUUCUUCCUAUUGCUAAUGAUAUGUAUGGUUAUGAUGAUCCUGAAGAAAGUUGUUGGUAUCGUGAUUCGGGCCAAGAAUAUAAUAUAAUAUGGCAAUGGAUUACUUUAUUCGCUUGGGUAGUUGUGUCUAUAUUAUAUUGUACGAUUGUUGUCAUUAUGGUCAUUGGAAAACUUAGCUCCGCGACAAAAAAAGUCGAUAAUUUUGAUUCUUCUCAGUUGUCUUAUUGUCCUACCUUAAUUAACAAGGCUUUGAUUUCUUCUGUUGUCAGAAGGGUUAUGUGGUAUCCUGUGGUGCCAUUGGUAACUCAAUUUUUUAAUUCUUUCGUUGAAACUUACGCUUACGUUCAUAGUGCGGUCCCUUAUCUUCUAUUAUUGCUUUGUGACAUUGGCUUAUCACUUCAAGGAUUAUUGAAUGUGUUUGUAUUUUCUCAAGAUGUUGCUGUUACUCGUGCUUUCGAGGAUGUCAAAGUAUAUUGGUGGAUCACCAAUGUUAACUCUUAUGAGUCACACUAUCCUCAUCGAUCUCACAACAAAGCCAUUACUGAUGAAUUCAACAUGAUAAUAGAAUCAAAUGAUUUUGUUGAAUUGAAAUCUCUAAAUCGCAAUAAGGCUGACGUUAUUACAAGUGAAUGGUUAAGAUACAUGUUAUUUAUUAAACUUUUCUCGGCACCAAAAAUUCCUUCUUAUUUAAUUUCGCCUAAACUUUUAUCACCAAUCGAUUCUUUCGCUGGAAAUAAACAAAAUACCUUUUCUGCUCUCUCUGGAAAGGACGAUUCAAAGCAGGAUAUAACUCUUGACAAUCAAAAUGAUGAUCAAAACAUUCAUUUAAUUCUUCCUGAACCUACUCAUUUAAAAGAUUCUUUCCAAUCCUCUCCGUUAGAUUUGUUAUCUAAUUGUUUAAACUCAUCAACCUUAUCUGAUCCAUUGAUAGGUAGUUCUAAUAAUACAAAUAAUAUACGUGCCCCACUUAAUUCUACUACCACAAAUGUAAUAGAUAGAUCAAAUUUUUCGGUUGGUGAUGAUGAAGAACAGGCUAAUGUUAUGCUCAUUAAUGGUGAACCAACAGAUUUAUCUCAAGAAAAUGAAACGUUUAAACUGAUGUUAAAAAGACUAUAG
Dentiscutata erythropus is the source of this 1545-nucleotide messenger RNA. NCBI's taxonomy places the organism in Eukaryota, Fungi, Glomeromycota, Glomeromycetes, Diversisporales, Gigasporaceae. The record is from the annotation of a GenBank genome assembly.